CCUCUCACAUUGUCUAUGUUACCGUCCGGCUCUGUAUGCAUUUAAGUGUUUGCUUGGCAGUCGACCGAAAACAGAAUUGGUGAUGAAAUAUUUUUCAAACAAGCACAAGACGUCGUUUGUACCCUAGCUGACAGGAGACUCCAGUGGUAGCCUACCGGUGGACACCUCGUCUCUCUUUAGGUGACGGGAAGGCAGGUGUCAAGGACUCCCUUCUAUCACUCUGCCCUCGUCUCUACCUCGCUUUUUCGCUCCGAGCCAUGGCAUCAUCUCUGCUCAGUCGGCAGCUGACCCUCUCCCUCCAGCAGAACCUGAGGCUUGCCACACCAGGGUGCAGGUAUGUCAGCAAGGCUGCCCCACAAGCUAAGGUGGAGUUUGAGUAUGAUGGUCCCUCCAUGAAGACAAAAGUACCUGGACCACGAUCAAAGGAACUCACUAAACAGCUUGGAGAUAUCCAGAAUGUGGGAGCAAUUAACUUCUUCUGCAACUAUGAGGAGAGCAAAGGGAACUAUCUGGUUGAUGUGGAUGGAAAUCGCAUGCUGGACGUCUACACCCAGAUCUCCUCUAUUCCUAUUGGAUACAACCAUCCCUCGCUCAUGAAAGUGAUGGCCAACCCACACAAUCUGAGUGCAUUUGUGAACCGGCCAGCACUUGGGAUCCUACCACCUGAGAACUUUCCAGAGAAGCUGUCCGAGAGUCUUCUCUCGAUUUCCCCCAGUGGUAUGACUCGUGUACAGACUAUGGCUUGUGGCUCCUGCUCCAAUGAGAACGCUUACAAAGCCAUGUUCAUCUGGUACAGGAACAAGGAGAGGGGACACAACACUCCAUCUGAUCAUGAUGUCAGUUCCUGCAUGAUAAACCAGUCGCCUGGCUGUCCAGACCUCAGCAUCUUGUCUUUCAUGGGUGGAUUUCAUGGGAGGACCAUGGGUUGCCUGGCAACAACACACUCCAAAGCUAUUCACAAGCUGGACAUUCCCUCGUUUGAUUGGCCCAUCGCUCCCUUCCCUAAACUCAAGUACCCCCUGGAGGACUUUGUCAGGGAUAAUGCCCAAGAGGAAGCCCGAUGCCUGGAGGAGGUUGAGGACCUGAUUGUCAAAUGGAGACAAAAGGGAAAGCCUGUGGCAGGUAUUGUGAUAGAGCCAAUACAAGCAGAGGGAGGGGAUAACCACGCCUCCCCAGACUUUUUCAAAAAGCUACGGAACAUCACACGGAAGCAAGGCUGUGCCUUCCACGUGGACGAGGUGCAGACAGGGGGAGGAGGAACAGGAAAGUUUUGGGCCCACGAACACUGGGGCUUGGAUGACCCAGCAGACAUUGUCUCCUUCAGCAAGAAGUUACUCACUGGUGGCUACUACCACAAAGAUGAGCUCCAGGCUGACAAGGCAUACCGCAUCUUUAAUACGUGGAUGGGAGACCCCUCAAAGAACUUGUUCCUGGCAGAGGUCCUGAAUGUAAUCCGUAGAGAGAAUCUUCUGGAAGAGGUCACGCGCUCUGGGAAAGCCUUGCUGCAGGGGCUUUAUGCACUACAGGCACAGUACCCUAACCUGUUGAGCCGCGCUCGAGGACAGGGGACAUUCUGUGCCAUUGACAUUUGCAAUGAUGCAACACGUAACAGUAUCCUCCUUAAGGCCAGGGACAAAGGGGUUCUCCUGGGGGGUUGUGGCGAUUACUCGAUUCGGUUUCGUCCAUCUCUGGUCUUUAAGGAGUACCACGUUCACCUUUUCCUCAACAUCUUCAAUGAUGUUCUGGCAGAACACAACUAGAAGCCAACUAAACACAACCCUGUCCCAACCAACUUAAAUAUGGUCAACCCAACUGGGGAGGGAGAGCACAAUAAGGAGGUUCAUGAAGCACACAGAUUUUCUGACUGAACACUUUUCUUUCUUCUCAUACUUGUUCCUCCCAUGGCAGUUCAUCCAUAGUGUCUUAGCCAUUUAUUUGGAAACCCCAUUUGAAAGCACAUAAUAGUAAUAUCAAUUGCUCUUAUUCAAGCUUUUCAAAUACCAAUUUUCCUAAUCAGUUCCCUCCAUGGGUAUUUCAUUAAAAGAAAGCAAAUUGUAUUAGAAAUUAAGCUCAUCAAUUCCUUUAGGUCCAGAUCUAGGAUGUACACAUCUAAUAAUUACCCAUCCUUAAAGUGUGUUUUAACAAAACAGUUUUUCAGUUUUGCCUGAAAUGUUUUAACCCUAACCAAUGUGAUUUUGUGAAGGACAAUGGGAUAAUAAUGUAAAAGGUUAUUAAUGUGCCCGCAUGUUGUGUAAUUUCUCAACUUUUUACUCAAGUAUUGCAGGUUUCAUAAUUUAAAACUACAAUUUAUUGAAAAAUACUCACUAACAAUAUUUUCACUAACAGGCUAUCAAGAUGUACAACAGUGGUACUAUAUAACAUAUAUAUAUAAAUGUACUUUUCAAGAUAUAAUUUCCCCCCCUAAAUAGUAGCAAUAGGAACAUAUGUAUUUUUUGAGCAAUGUCUAUGUAAAGCCACACCCGAGUGGGCAGGGCAUCUUAGUACGUUCUUUCGUUAUCCUUUUUUAAAACAACAGAACCCAUAGUUGAUGUACAGUACAAGGUAUUUCCAUAGUCUUGAAUGCCUCUAAUGUUUUUGAAUAAUGUGGGCAGGUUGAAAUGUUGUGGAGAGCUCUAGUCUGAGGCUUCUACUAAAUUGUCAUUAAGCCUUCAUAAUGAUGAUGAUGGUGCCAGUCUUAUUUGGCCAAGUCAGUAUUGUAUAGAGAGCUUUGUUUUGUUGAUUACUUGUUAAUCAAUAACAAGAUAUAAAGAGUAUUGCUAUGUUGGUUUACAGUGUUCUGUGAGUUCGAAUAUUAUUUAUGUCAUAAUUUCAAAUGGAUAUUGUCUAUGAAGCAUCCACUAUGUAUUCUAAAAUAAUAAACCAUAAUGAAAUGUU
Molecule: messenger RNA, 2895 nt
Organism: Hypomesus transpacificus
Lineage: Eukaryota; Metazoa; Chordata; Actinopteri; Osmeriformes; Osmeridae
Gene: abat
Product: 4-aminobutyrate aminotransferase
Exons: 17
Coding region: 258-1760 (500 amino acids)
Biological process (GO): GABA catabolic process
Cellular component (GO): mitochondrion
Molecular function (GO): pyridoxal phosphate binding
Source: RefSeq, a predicted model, not a curated record